UCUAAAAUUAUUGAUGAUAAGCGUUGGCUUCUUUUGGUUUGUUUUAAUUUUAACUAGUUCGCCUUUCAUUAAACUCGCUGAACUGGUGGUUCGAAUCCACCCAGGAGCGCCAUGUCGUAAUCAAUUAGGGACCACUACCACUUUAAAAAAGAAUUUUAGAAUGAAAUUAUGGGCGUCUGUGUCUAAAAUUUUACCAAUAAUAAGCAUUCUUUAGAAUUCUCAAUAAUUUCUCUCACAAAAACUUCUACUGGUGCAUCAGUUUCUGAUGCCAUUUUGCCAUUGCAACCAUCUAAGUGACAAACAAAAAUAUGAUCUCCAUUUAUUUUUCUUUUUUAUAAUACAAUUUAAAAUUAUUGAUGAUAAGCGUUGGCUUCUUUUGGUUUGUUUUAAUUUUAACUAGUUCGCCUUUCAUUAAACUCGCUGGACGAAAAGCUUCAGAAGGAUCUUCAUUUGUUUUGCGUGCAGUUACAAGCUUCGUAACAAAAUAUUUAGCAAAUAAUUUGUUAAAAUGGUUGCCUUCCUUCAUGAGUUCGUUGAUUUCUUGGGUCUGAAAAUGUUUUGUGAAUUUUUCGGGAAAUAUGUGAAAUGGUACUACUCCGUUAUGCCUACUCGUUCUUGCGGACUUUUUUGCGGACAACUUUUAUUUAUAAAAAGAAAAUAUAGAGAGAAAAAUUAUAAAAGAAAGAAUCAUUCCAAUCGGCAAUAUUUCCGCCUCUCCUCUCCUCCAUAUUC
Meloidogyne enterolobii is the source of this 732-nucleotide messenger RNA. NCBI's taxonomy places the organism in Eukaryota, Metazoa, Nematoda, Chromadorea, Rhabditida, Meloidogynidae. The record is from the annotation of a GenBank genome assembly.